CCGGGCUCCUCUGCUCCUGUGACCCUCUGCCGCCCAGUCGGGCCGACUCUGCCCUGACUCCGCCCUUCCCGGGGGUCCUCCUCCGUGGCUCCACCCUCCGGGCCCCGCCUCCUACUAGUGACUCUGUGGUGCCCCCUAGGCCUCGCGUGCGCUCCGCGGUUGCCCUUUGCCCGCGGGCCGGCUCACCUCGCGCGGUUGUCGUGGAGAGGGACGCGGAGGCGACGCCACCGCAGGCGGGUCCAGCUGGUGCAGGCGGAAGUAGAGACCCUUGAUUCAGCCACCUCCAGGGCAAGCCCCACAGAGUCUGGUCCUGCCUCCUCGCCCCCGUGAAGGUCCCCAGAGUCGCUGCGGACGGCAGAGGCAUGUCGGGGGAGGCAAGCGCACCACCCGCGACCUCACCCAGGGCCCCGCGUCCCGGGAUCCAGAAAUCAUCGGGUGCAGUGACCAAGAAGGGGGAUCGCGGGGCCAAGGAGAAGCCGGCGACCGUCCUGCCGCCGGUGGGCGAGGAGGAGCCCAAAAACCCUGAGGAGUACCAGUGCGCUGGCAUCCUCGAGGUGGAUUUCGCUGAGCUCUGCACGCGGUGCGGCUACACGGACUUCCCUAAAGUGGUCACCCGACCCCGCCCGCAGCCGACCUUCGCUCCCUCGGCCUCUACGUCGGAAAAGCCCACAGUAGAUGAUCAGCGAUUGUCGGGGUCCUGCAGCCUCAACAGCCUGGAGAGCAAAUACGUGUUCUUCCGGCCCACCAUCCAGGUGGAGCUGGAGCCCGAGGACAAGUCGGUGAAGGAAAUCUACAUUCGCGGUUGGAAGGUUGAGGAGCGGAUCCUGGGUAUCUUCUCUAAGUGUCUGCCCUCCCUCAGCCAGCUGCAGGCCAUCAACUUGUGGAAAGUGGGGCUGACUGAUAAGACCCUGACUACCUUCAUCGCCCUCCUGCCUCUCUGCUCAUCCACGCUCAGGAAGGUGUCUCUGGAGGGGAACCCACUGCCGGAGCAGUCCUACCACAAGCUCAUGGCAGCAGACAGCACGAUCGCGCAUUUGUCUCUGCGGAACAACAACAUCGACGACCACGGGGCGCAGCUCCUGGGUCAGGCUCUGUCUACGCUGCACAGCUGCAACCGGACCCUGGUCUCGCUCAACCUGGGCUUCAACCACAUCGGGGACGAGGGCGCGGGCUACAUCGCGGAUGGCCUCCGGCUCAAUCGCUCCCUGCUCUGGCUGUCCCUGGCCCACAACCGCAUCCAGGACAAGGGCGCCCUGAAGCUGGCUGAGGUCCUGCGCCCCUUCGAGCUGACACAUAUCGAGGUGGUGGAGCGCCGGCGCCUCCUGCUGGAGAAAGGUUCGCAGGAGCGCUCGCGAUCGCCUUCCACCUCUCGGCACGGGGACUCCAAAACAGAGCGUGACAAGAAUCAGCUGAUGGGGGUCAGCAGUUUUGCAUUGGUGGAGAAGGACAAGACGCAGACAGUGAAGACACCCAAGGGUCUGGGCAAGAAAAAGGAGAAGUCGGGGGAAGUGGUGAAGAAAGAGGAGAAGUCAGGGCCUGGGCAGUCACCUACACAAGGAACCCCUAAGAAAGAAGACUCCGCAAAGGCAGGCAAGGGGAAGGUAACCAUCCCUGAGCAGAAACUAAGCAAGGGAAAGGGGGCCAAGACUGGGAGCAAAGAGAAGCGCAGCAUCCUCAUGGAGUCUGAGCACUCGGGACAAAGCCUGGACUAUAACCGGCCCUCAAAACAUCAGCUGGUUGGGGAAGCUACUGAGAUGGUCAACCCUCUCCUGGAACCUGUGGAGCACCGCGAUGGCAAAGUUUUCAUGCCUGGGAACAAGGUCCUCUUGCACCUCAAUCUUAUCCGAAACCGCAUCACAGAGGUAGGGCUGGAGGCCUUCCUCACAGUGGUGCAGUACCAGGCACAAUUCGCCAAAUCCAAGAGCGCGUCCAAGGGCCCCGUGGGGCUGCUGUGGCUGUCCCUGGCGAAAAACUGCUUCUCCCCACAAUGUCCUGCGUACACUAUGAUCCAGGAGCUGAUGCUGCCAAGGGACCCCAUCAGUAAAUGCAAGCACAAAGAAGAGGAGCCCGUGGCUUCUUCCACCUAGCCCCCACCCCCUGCUUUUCCCGAUUCUGGGCCAUGGAAGUGCCUCCUUUCCACGUGUGGGCUGGACCUCCCUGGGGAAAGCUCAGAUCAUUAACAAAGUCUAUUGCUGUACUUCUUUCCUUGAAAGCUCUGUCCCAGAACUACUCAGAAUAUUUAGACUUUAUGCCUGUUGAAAGUGUGUUAAUAUGGCCAGAAAUGGCCAAAUCGCUUUAUGGUUCUGCUGGGGGGUGAUUUCAGCCCCUCUGGUUGUGGCCGGCCAGGGGCAUUGCUCUCCUGCCUCCUCAGGACCUAGUUCUUGCUUGCCCAGCCUACAGUCACCCCCUCCUCCCCCACCAAAGGACAUGUGAUAUGCCAGGGUUUGCAGUGUCUCUGGACUUAAGAGGCAGAAAGAAAAGUCUUGGGAGAGUAGCCAACAGGCACGGUGGAGGGGAAGAGUGGGUGGGGCAGAAGCAUGGAGUGCGGGCCCCACCAUUCCACCUUCUCACACCCCGUCCCCCUCUGGACUGGUUUGGAGGAGAGGUAAGGGCUCAGCCUGUGAAAACAGGCUGAGCUAGUGCGCCGCUUUGUUUGGAGAGGGUGCCGAAUCCCUCAUCAUGUUUGUAGCAAAGGCAAAGCACUAAACGUGAACCUUGAUGACACUG
This is a messenger RNA of Bubalus bubalis (water buffalo), 2727 nucleotides long. RefSeq names its product leucine rich repeat containing 71 (gene LRRC71). NCBI's taxonomy places the organism in Eukaryota, Metazoa, Chordata, Mammalia, Artiodactyla, Bovidae. Gene Ontology annotation, molecular function: protein binding. The record is from RefSeq and is a predicted model, not a curated record. The transcript has 16 exons. Bases 363 to 2087 code for a protein of 574 amino acids.